Lactuca saligna is the source of this 1450-nucleotide messenger RNA. Lineage: Eukaryota; Viridiplantae; Streptophyta; Magnoliopsida; Asterales; Asteraceae. The record is from the annotation of a GenBank genome assembly.
CACACCCCUAAUUUAAGUAAGUGGAAUAACGGAAACAACAAUUACCGAGCCUUUCUCGUUUUCGUCAAUAAUAAAAAAUAAAGCUGAAGGCUGUGAAGAAUCCAACUGGAAUUUAUGCAGAGCGCUCUAUCUUUCUCUCUCUUGAACUCUAAAGAUUUUGGGUAAGAGUUACUGUAGCUGAUCGCCAUUGCCGUUACAGUGCCAUUUAAACCCUAAAACGCUUCAAUCAACAAAUAAGGUCGUCAUCAUCUCCUUCUUAGCUCUUUUCUUGCAGGAGCUAUAAUUUUGUAGAGCCACUAAGUUCUUCAUUUGUAAAUUUGUAACAUUGGCUUCACUUACACUGUAUUGAAGUAUCAAGUUGUCUUUUGGACAUUGUGGAAAGAAGAUGGCUAUUGAGAGUAGUAACAAACAAGAAACACGCGCUCUGACUCCAUUAAGAGUCCUACGUGGCGUGUUCUGUUUACUAAUCUUGCUUUCAACAGCAUUCGUGAUAUUGGUCUUCUGUGGUUUCUUCACAGCUGUGAUCCUAAGAUUUUUCAGCAUACAUUACAGCAGAAAAGCAACAGCGUUUUUCUUUGGAAGCUGGCUAGCUUUAUGGCCUUUUUUAUUUGAGAAAAUAAACAAAACUAAAGUAAUCUUUUCUGGAGAAACUCUUCCAGAAAGAGAGGAGAGAGUCUUGAUCAUUGCCAACCACAGAACUGAAGUUGACUGGAUGUAUUUAUGGGAUCUCGCCUUGCGAAAAGGGCGUUUAGGGUAUAUUAAAUAUGUCCUCAAGAGCAGUUUAAUGAAGCUCCCUGUAUUUGGUUGGGCUUUUCACAUUUUGGAGUUCAUUUCAGUGGAGAGAAAAUGGGAAGUUGAUGAGUCAACCAUGCGACACAUGCUUUCAUCUUUUAAAAAUCAUCAAGAUCCUCUCUGGCUUGCUGUUUUCCCCGAGGGCACCGACUUCACUGAACAGAAGUGCAUUCGGAGCCAAAAAUAUGCAUCUGAAAACGGGCUGCCUAUCUUACACAGUGUCCUACUCCCAAAAACAAAGGGAUUUGCUGCCUGCAUGGAGGAACUAAGGGACUGUUUGGAUGCAGUUUAUGACAUCACAAUUGGGUACAAAAACCGUUGCCCAACAUUCUUAGACAAUGCAUUUGGGGUGGCUCCUUCAGAAGUUCAUAUCAAUGUGAGGCGUAUUGUAGUGAAUGAUAUCCCGGAGUCUGAAGAAAAGAUUGGUUGUUGGUUGAUGGAUACGUUUUCCAAAAAGGAUAAAUUGCUUUUGGAUUUUCAGUCGAGAGGAUGUUUUCCUCAUCAAGGAACAGAAGGGGAGAUUGCUGGUGUCUCAUGCCUGAUGAAUGCUGUUGGGGUGGUGUUGGUGGGUUCCGGUGGUUUGACAACGAUACAUAUCGAUAGAGUAGAUGACGUCUUUCGAGUGCAGAUCGCUUGGAGACUUUCAAGUGCAGAUUGA